AGCAACGUCCUUCCAGGGAGGUGUUUUUUCGCUGCUACCCGUCCCAACCGAUGAUGCCUGGGCGCGGAGAGCAGAGCGGCAAAGCGCGUGCUGAGGCCAAGUCUGGCGCUUCUAGAGCCGGCUUGCAGUUCCCGGUGGGUCGGAUCCAUCGUCUUCUCCGCCAGGGCAACUAUGCAGAGCACAUCGGGGCAGGCGCUCCUGUGUACCUGGCUGCGGUGCUGGAGUAUUUGACCGCUGAGAUUCUGGAGUUAGCCGGCAGCGCAUCCCGCGACAACAAAAAAACGCGCAUCAGCCCGCGCCACCUGCAGCUGGCCAUCCGCAAUGACGAAGAGCUCAACAAGCUGCUGGGCAAAGUCACCAUCGCGCGGGGCGGCGUCCUCCCAAAUAUUAAGGCUGUGCUGCUGCCCAAGAAGACGAGCGUCAUCAAAGGCCAAGGAACUUAGACCAGCACUAGAUGAGCCACCAGCUGACCACAGAUGCUGGGUGGAGCCAGGGGGAUGAUGACUAAGAUUCCCGAGGUAAUGGCGUAUCUCACGACUGACUGACCAGAAGAAUGGGCACAAGCUGAUCACAUACCCUGCAAACCCUUAUAAUUUUGCCUUAAAAAAUACUUGUUUGUAAGCUAAUGGGGUGCUCGGGACCUUAAUCAUUAGCUACCUACCUGUUCUUGCUUGGUGCCCUGCAAUAAAUGUCUUAUUUUUCUCAUUA
Manis javanica (Malayan pangolin) is the source of this 708-nucleotide messenger RNA. It is a transcript of the gene H2AC1, whose product is annotated as H2A clustered histone 1. Gene Ontology annotation, cellular component: nucleosome. Lineage: Eukaryota; Metazoa; Chordata; Mammalia; Pholidota; Manidae. The record is from RefSeq and is a predicted model, not a curated record. Gene Ontology annotation, molecular function: DNA binding; structural constituent of chromatin; protein heterodimerization activity.